This is a messenger RNA of Drosophila miranda, 1305 nucleotides long. RefSeq names its product protein ORD-like. The transcript has 5 exons. The coding region runs from base 138 to 1226 and encodes 362 amino acids. Lineage: Eukaryota; Metazoa; Arthropoda; Insecta; Diptera; Drosophilidae. The record is from RefSeq and is a predicted model, not a curated record.
UAUCGAAAGUAUCGAUGCACUAUCGAUACACGCUGCCCAGCCGGUGUCCAGCGGGUGAUUAGCAACACUGUGAAUGUGAAGCUCUCUGAAAAAGUUUUUCUGGUGAAAAUUGUUCGAUUUCGGCAAAAAAAAAAAACAUGGACGAGGCUAAGGGAGAUAAAAAUAUGCGCUUUCUAUCGCUGAACAUCAAAGACUGCCUCGGCUGCAGCGAUGUGAGCGUGUCGUUCCCCCAAUCGAACAGCGUGCACGUGCUGCUGUACAAGCCGAUGGGGCAGGAGCAGGCCCGCGACACCGUCAAUGUGGCCGUGACGCCUGUGGCACAGGCAAUACAGCUGCUGUGCACUCGGACCUUUCCGGACGCCGAGAGCUUGGAGCGGCUGCCGCUGCUGGAGGUGGGACGCGGCAGCGUUUCCCUGCGCUUUCAGGUGUUGCAGCCCGCACCCUCGAAGGAGGACAGCGACAGCGACUUGGACCUGGAGCCGUCCACAUCGGCGCAGGCAAGAGUGCGUCUCGAGGAGCGGAAGAAACGCCACGAGGCGGCACGUAAUCGCAAGAAAAUCUUCGUAGUCGAAAAGGAGGUGAUGGUCGAGCGGCGAUUCGACGAUCCCCAGAGCCUGGACUGGGUCACCUUUACGGUGAACGGUGGCGAGAUCCUCAAAUGGCAGCUGGACGAGUUCCACGCUCAGUUCUUCGAAGAUCCCCAGUACUCGUCCAUCCAUCUGUGGGAUCUGCAGCACAAGUGCGCCGGCAAUUGGCUGCAGAUCAUCCGGGCGGACGGCAAUGGCUACAAAAACUUUCAGACCCCGGGCAAUCCUUUUGAGAUCUUUGCCAAGCUCUUCGUUCGCAAGGAGCUGGAUGAGGAGGAUUUGGUGUGCAAAUUGGCCGAAUCCUGUAUUACCGUCAACGAGGCCGUACUCCGCUCGGAGCGUCAGUUCGUGAUGCAGGUGUUCAACCAUGUGCGCGUCAUAUUCGAGUACAUCACCAUGAAGCAGUAUACGGUGUGGUUCCUGGUGCCCGGCGCCCAGGGCCCUCAAAGUCUGACAGAAGAGGAUCUCGACUUCGAUUUGCGUACUGUGCACACUUCCAUCCGUAUUGCUGGCGACAACAGGAACAUCUUCUGGAGCCAUAUCCGAUCACAAUGUCCAGAACUUGCUGAUGGUCUCCUUCCAGUUGGCCCUGAGCAGCAUUGCCAAGCAAUCGGUGCUGAUUAUCAGCCAUUUGGAUAAGAUAGCUGAUUUCGUGACCUGGCAGUUUAUCACGGCUUCCUACAUGAACGACAUCUAUGCCCGUGGACCCACAGAUUCG